Meloidogyne enterolobii is the source of this 723-nucleotide messenger RNA. NCBI's taxonomy places the organism in Eukaryota, Metazoa, Nematoda, Chromadorea, Rhabditida, Meloidogynidae. The record is from the annotation of a GenBank genome assembly.
CCUAAAUAAAAAAAUCGUUUUUAUCUACUUUAGAGACGUUAAUGAGCUCUUACCUUUGCUCGUUCUUUAUUUUAAACACCAAUUACCUAAAUCUUCUAAAUUCAAUUUUUUAUCGUUUAGGUUGAUAGAAUGUUCGAUUUGGGAUUUGAGGCCCAAGUAAAAUCAAUAUCAGAUCAUAUCCGUCCAGAUAAACAAUGUUUAGUCUUCAGUGCAACAUGUAAACCAAAAAUUGAAAAAUUAAUAAUGCACGUCUUGUAUAAUCCAAUAAAAAUUCUGUGUGGAGAUAUUGGUGAAAAUACUUGUGUUCAACAACAAAUAAUUGUUUUGUAUAAUCAAGAAAUGAAAUAUGAAUGGCUUUUUAGAAAUAUUGUUAAUUUUAUUACAAUACUCAUUUUUGUGACAAAGAAAGCAGAUGCUGAAGAUGUUUCAAAGAAAUUAGCUUUGAGAGAUUUGGAAACGGUUUUAUUGCAUGGGGAUAUGCAUCAACAGGAAAGAAAUGAAAGAAUAACCUCGUUCCGAACAAAUAAAUCUGUUUUAGUUGCAACGGAUGUAGCAGCAAGAGGAUUGGAUAUCCCAGAAAUUCGAAAUGUAAUUAAUUUUGAUAUUGCUAGAGAUAUUGAUACACAUAUUCAUCGAAUUGGAAGGACUGGAAGAGCUGGUAAGAAGGGGGAAAAUGGGAAGGGGAGAGAGGAAGAGGGGUUGAAUAUCUUUAAUAAAAUUUGA